This is a messenger RNA of Urocitellus parryii (Arctic ground squirrel), 3777 nucleotides long. RefSeq names its product mediator complex subunit 16 (gene Med16). Gene Ontology annotation, biological process: positive regulation of DNA-templated transcription. Gene Ontology annotation, molecular function: protein binding. The record is from RefSeq and is a predicted model, not a curated record. Gene Ontology annotation, cellular component: mediator complex. NCBI's taxonomy places the organism in Eukaryota, Metazoa, Chordata, Mammalia, Rodentia, Sciuridae.
UGCCUGGAGCCGGCGGCGGGCGGCCGCACGUWGCGUGAGGCGGGCGGAGCGGAAGCCGGUGGGCACAGGAGCAGUGAGUGGCACGAUGGACCUGGCCUACGUCUGUGAGUGGGAGAAGUGGCCCAAGAGCACCCACUGCCCAUCAGUGCCCCUGGCCUGUGCCUGGUCCUGCCGCAACCUCAUUGCCUUCACCACGGACCUCCGCAGCGAUGACCAGGACCUGACCCGCACGAUUCACAUCCUGGACACAGAGCACCCCUGGGAUGUGCACUCCGUCAGCUCCCAGCACCGCGAGGCCAUCACCUGCCUGGAGUGGGACCAGUCAGGCUCCCGGCUCCUCUCCGCUGAUGCCGACGGGCAGAUCAAGUGCUGGAGCAUGGCGGACCACCUGGCCAACAGCUGGGAGAGCUGCCUGGGCAGCAUGGUGGAGGGGGACCCCAUCGUGGCCCUGUCCUGGCUGCACAAUGGUGUGAAGCUGGCGCUGCACGUGGAGAAGUCAGGUGCCUCUAGCUUCGGUGAGAAGUUCUCCCGCGUCAAGUUCUCGCCGUCACUCACGCUGUUUGGCGGCAAGCCCAUGGAGGGCUGGAUCGCMGUGACCGUCAGCGGCCUGGUCACAGUGUCCCUGCUCAAACCCAGCGGGCAGGUGUUGACRUCCACCGAGAGCCUGUGCCGGCUGCGUGGCCGCGUGGCCCUGGCUGACAUCGCCUUCACSGGUGGCGGCAACAUUGUGGUGGCCACCGCGGAUGGCAGCAGUGCCUCGCCCGUGCAGUUCUACAAGGUGUGCGUGAGCGUGGUCAGCGAGAAGUGCCGCAUUGACACAGAGAUCCUGCCCUCGCUCUUCAUGCGCUGCACCACAGACCUCAGUCGCAAGGACAAGUUCCCCGCCAUCACCCACCUCAAGUUCCUGGCCCGGGACAUGUCCGAGCAGGUGCUCCUGUGUGCGUCCAGCCCGACGAGCAGCCUCGUGGAGUGCUGGUCCUUGCGCAAGGAGGGGCUCCCUGUGAACAACAUCUUUCAGCAGAUCUCUCCUGCUGUUGGUGACAAACAGCCCAUGAUCCUCAAGUGGCGGAUCCUGUCAGCCACCAAUGACCUGGACCGUGUGUCGGCUGUGGCACUGCCCAAGCUGCCCAUCUCUCUCACCAACACUGACCUCAAGGUGGCCAGCGACACCCAGUUCUACCCCGGCCUUGGGCUGGCCUUGGCCUUCCACGACGGCAGCGUCCACAUAGUGCACCGCCUCUCGCUGCAGACCAUGGUGGUCUUCUACAGCUCCGCCACCCCGCGCUCUGUGGAUGAGCCGGCCAUCAAGCGCCCUCGCACCACAGGCCCUGCAGUGCACUUCAAGGCCAUGCAGCUGUCCUGGACUUCCCUGGCCCUCGUGGGCAUCGACAACCACGGGAAGCUAAGCAUGCUGCGCAUCUCGCCCUCCAUGGGCCACACACUGGAGGUGUCCCUGGCCCUGCGGCACCUGCUGUUCCUGCUCGAGUACUGCAUGGUGACAGGCUACGACUGGUGGGACAUCCUGCUGCACGUGCAGCCCGGCAUGGUGCAGAGCCUGGUGGAGAAGCUGCAUGAGGAGUACACGCGCCAGAGCGCAGCCCUGCAGCAGGUGCUCUCCACCCGGAUCCUGGCCAUGAAGGCCUCACUCUGCAGGCUCUCGCCGUGCACGGUGACACGCGUGUGCGACUACCACACAAAGCUUUUUCUGAUGGCUGUCAGCUCCACGCUCAAGUCUCUGCUGUGUCCACAUUUCCUCAACACCCCUGAUAAGAGCCCUGGUGACCGGCUCACCGAGAUCUGUGCCAAGAUCACUGACGUCGACAUCGACAAGGUUAUGAUCAACCUCAAGACUGAGGAGUUUGUCCUAGACAUGAACACGCUGCAGGCGCUGCAGCAGCUUCUGCAGUGGGUCGGCGACUUUGUGCUUUAUCUCCUGGCUAGCCUGCCCAACCAGGGCUCCCCCCUGCGGCCAGGCCACAGCUUCCUGCGGGAUGGCACCUCACUGGGCAUGCUGCGGGAGCUGAUGGUGGUCAUUCGCAUCUGGGGCCUGCUGAAGCCCAGCUGCCUGCCCGUGUACACAGCCACCUCGGACACCCAGGACAGCAUGUCCCUGCUYUUCCGCCUGCUCACCAAGCUCUGGAUCUGUUGCCGAGACGAGGGCCCAUCUAGCGAGCCAGAUGAGGCACUAGUGGACGAGUGCUGCCUGCUGCCCAGCCAGCUGCUGGUCCCCAGCCUGGACUGGCUGCCCGUCAGCGAUGGUCUGGUCAGCCGCCUGCAGCCCAAGCAACCCCUACGCCUGUACUUCGGCAGGGCACCCACGCUGCCAGGCAGUGCCACCACUUUGCAGCUAGACAGCCUCUCCAGAGCACCGGGCCAGCCUAAGAUGGACCAUCUGCGGCGGCUGCACCUGGGCGCCUACCCCACAGAGGAGUGCAAGGCCUGCACCAGGUGCGGCUGCGUCACGAUGCUCAGGUCUCCCAACAAGACCACGGCGGUCAAGCAGUGGGAGCAGCGCUGGAUCAAGAACUGCCUGUGUGGGGGGCUCUGGCGGCGGACACCCCCCAGCUGCCCCUGAGCGGUGCUGCCCAGUGGGCUGGGUAGAGACUGGGUGGACUCCAUGGUGCUGGCCCCACAGGGCCCUAGAGCUGGACACCCUUCCUUCCCUGCCUGUCUUGGGGGCUGUUGGAGGCACGAGGACCCUCACCCCUGUCGGCGGGCCCCUCGGCAUCAGGCCUUGGCUUCUGGGACCGCCCACCCCGCACCUCCCCAGCCAGCACCCCGAGUGCCUGGUCCCUGCCCCAGGACUAGUGGGCUACAGGCCCUGUCCUGGGGACUUGCUGGCCACCAGCCAGUUGCUGCAGGCCACAUGCUGCCUCUGUUUCCCUCCUGUUCCUCGAAGGCCCUUCCAAGCAGGGGUUGGGACAGGGCUGAGCCGGGCCUUCUGUCCCCGGGCCCGGUUGUUACUGUGGGCCCCUGCACCGCACUGGGGCAUCUCGCUUGCUCUGUCCUGAGGUCAGCCAGCAUUUACGGUCAUCAAAUGGACGCCCACCAGGCCCUGGUGUCUGUGUUGGCCAGAAGGRGCAGAGGGUGGAGGGAAGGCCUGGAGCCUCCAUCCCUGUGUGUCCUUGCCCUGGGCUCUGCCCUCCUGUCCCCAGCCCCUCCCCUGCACUGGUGCUGCUAGCCCCAGGCCCUGGUUCCCAGUGCUCUGCCUCAUGCCCCAGGGGUUCUGCCUUCUGGCAAGGAACAUUUCUGUCCAUUAUGUGCUCUGGGCCAGCUGCCCCCAGGUGGGCAGGCCCUGCAGACAUGCUGCCUGCUGAGUGAUAAUUGGUUUGCUUGUUUUCUUUCUGGAAGGCUCCAGGAGGGCAGCAGCUAACUCAGCAUGGCUGUCUGCACUUGGUCCUGGCCUGYCCCUCGCCUGGCGGGGGUUCCUGAGCCUGGUGCUAGGCAACCUGUGGCAGCAGACCCCAUCCCCGCYGGCCUCCACCAGAGUGAGGCAACAGCCUCCUGGGCCAAGGUGCCGCCUGGGGUGGGCGACAGUGCCCRGGCCACUGCCUGAUGGACAGGGCCUCCACCCGGCCCCUCCCUCCAGCAGGCAUCCUCCCUGGCCUGGGCCGCCCAGCAGACACCUGCAGAUGAUACCAGGUCCCCUGCAGAGGCCUGGGUGCAGUGGGUGGGCUGGCCUGGGCCACCCCCUCUCUCCUGGCUCUUCCCCUGCCCACAGUCAGGAGCCCUAAGCCCAAGAGAGUUGAUGUCCCUGGAUGAACAACUGCCAUUUCA